Messenger RNA from Pelobates cultripes (western spadefoot toad), 287 nucleotides. The record is from the annotation of a GenBank genome assembly. NCBI's taxonomy places the organism in Eukaryota, Metazoa, Chordata, Amphibia, Anura, Pelobatidae.
UCGAAAACAAAAGGCUUCUCACAAAGAUGCACACCCACACAAGCCCGAGAGCUACCACACCCAGAGGCGGGACAAGCAGACACGCUCCCCAGGAGCAGGCACCGAGGAGCCGCAUAGGGAAAACACGAGACAGGACACACUACCAAGGAAUCGAUCCAGACGCCUGGACCCCAACCACUGCCCGACAGGCAAGGCGACACACGACAGGUGAGCAAUCCACGCGCAUCACUGGUGGUGCCGUGGACAGACGCUCCCCGACGCCUAAACCUAGCCAUCACGAUCAGUGA